Messenger RNA from Anneissia japonica, 3904 nucleotides. RefSeq names its product D(2)-like dopamine receptor. Gene Ontology annotation, biological process: adenylate cyclase-activating adrenergic receptor signaling pathway. The transcript is spliced from 3 exons. Bases 1038 to 2372 code for a protein of 444 amino acids. Gene Ontology annotation, cellular component: membrane. Gene Ontology annotation, molecular function: G protein-coupled receptor activity; dopamine neurotransmitter receptor activity, coupled via Gi/Go. Lineage: Eukaryota; Metazoa; Echinodermata; Crinoidea; Comatulida; Comatulidae. The record is from RefSeq and is a predicted model, not a curated record.
UAGAAGCUGAAAGGUAGUACUUCACUGUGCCAGGAAAGUGCAAAAACUGUAGAAGACAUUAUAUUCUCCACAUUGUCAAUUUUGGUCGGAUGCAUACACUGUACAGUCUGCAAACCAUUUUUCUGGUAUAGGAUAUUUUAGGAUAAUUACUCAAGGCAAAAUUGAUUGAAAGUACUUCAUCAUUUUCAAAUUAAAAAAUACUUUGAAGCAGUGAGUACAACUUGGAUCAAAUUUAGAUGUCAUUACAGUAUUUCAGAUAACACAAUACUUCCAGUUCUCAAGGUCGAUUUAUCACUCGAAGAGAGCAGAGAAUGAGCUACAAAUGCACUCGUCAGUUCUAUGCAAUUUCUUCACAACACUUCACUAAAAUCAACCACAGCUGAUGGCAAUCAACCAGUGUAUUUGCAACUAAUUUUAGCGAUCAAGACACAAAAACAAUCCUUGCUCUAAAAAACAUAAUGACUUCACGAAGUAGUAGAACUGUAGUAUAUUUCAAAAGGGAUAUUUUUCCCUUGGACUACAGUAUCAUAAAAACAGUUAAAUUGUGAGGAAAUUAUACGCAAAGUGCGUGGGUCCUUUAUUACUUGACUCUGCUGAGGCCAUGUUCAGCACUCAACAUUACCAUUACGGACAACUUGUUUAUUGUUCUUUCCAAACAAUGAGAGGGAGCAGUUCUUCAGUAAUUGGUCCAUUCUUAAUUAUUUAAACAAGUAACGUUGGAUGAUUUUGUCGGAUUUAACAAUAAUAUGCACGCCAUCAAAUUGGCAGCAAACUCUUUGAAGAUAGUUUAUAAAACAGAACCUGCCAUCAUAACAGAUAGUUUGUUGACCUGAUACCAUAAAUAAGACAGCAUUAAAAUGAGUGUGGAGAGGCAAUCAGUAAAAAUUCAACAAGAACAGUUUCUAGCAACUGUAAAUAGGCAUGCCCUAUUAAAAGAAAACAAGACACAGCAAAUACUGAAAACAGAAAAAUGUCUUUGUUGUUAAAAGUUUGAAUUGGAAGACUACAUGUAUGUGUGUAAUAUUAGCAUCCUUUGAAUGCCUUCUGAACUUGCAAUGGAAAUCUUUAUAGGAAACGUGGACAAAGGCCGAUAUUGGAAUGCAAGUGAGAAUGAAACCAGAGAACAGAGUGAGGUGGUAUACAACUGGCCUAUGUUGUCUUUGUGCACAAUUAUAUUCCUUUCUGUACUUGGGAACAUGUUGGUUUGUCUGUCGAUUAUGAAACACAAGAAGCUACAGAAUAUUACAAAUUAUUUCCUUUUCUCACUUGCCAUCGCCGACUUGAUGGUUGCCGUGCUAGUUAUGCCUCUUGGAGUUGUUAAUAAUUUCAUGGGUUACUGGUCAAUGGGUCUUGUGCUCUGUAACAUUUGGGUCUCGCUUGAUGUUCUCUGUUGCACGUCCUCUAUACUUCACAUGUGUUGCCUGUUUGUUGAUCGGUAUCUAGCAAUUCAAAACCCACUGAAGUACUCAGUGAAGCGUAAAACACUGCGCAAGACACUAACAAAAAUAACAAUACUCUGGAUUAUGAGCACAAUGAUAUCAUUGCCGCUAUUUAUUGUUGGACUUGUCGAUCCAACUAAAGUUCUCCAUGAUGGCGUUUGCGCACCGAUGAAGAAAGCAUUUGUGAUUUACGGAUCAGUGCUUGCCUUCUUUAUUCCAUUACUUAUUGUUGUUAUCACAUACUCCCUAACUACGCUGAUACUUCGCAAAAAAGUGCUAUCAGCACAACCCUCUAAGAACAAUAACACUAAUGCAAUUUUUAGGGUUCUUACCGAUGUGGAGACGAAGUCAAAAACCAUUGUCGGAAAUACAGUACACAUGAAGAAAAUCAUGCAUGGAGGUAAUAAGAACGUCACAUUGUCACGGAAUAACAGCAUGGACUACGCAAUUCAAACAUCAUCGUUACAGAUAAAUGACACCACGGAAAUGAAAUCUUUGAUUACUUGUUCAAAGUACGAUAGCAGAAGAAGAUCGAAAGGAUCUCCUUACAAUAUGUACGCCAUGCUACGGAAGAACUCAAAACGUUAUAAUGAGAAGAGGGCCGAGAAGGUCCUAGGAAUAAUAUUUGUUUCAUUUGUGGUUGGCUGGUCACCAUUUUUCAUCACAAAUGUCAUUAAUGCAACAUGUAAUUUAUGCAUAUCCAAUAAUAUGUUGUUUAUUUUGUUUACAUGGCUUGGCUGGUCAUCAAGUAUGGUCAAUCCAAUUAUAUAUACUAUUUUUAGUAAAGACUUUCAGAAUGCAUUUCGUAAUCUACUUUGUUGGAAGGUUGGAUCUGGCAAAGAAAUACAAUUACCAGACAGAGAACUGGAAACCUAUAAUAAAAGUUCAGUUGUUAAAAAGAAAAGCAAUAGUAGUCAAGAGAGCCAAGUUUAGUAUGUUUACACCAUAUACACUAUUACAUGUUUGUUACCCCAGGUGCCUGCACAAAUAUGGAUAAAAUAAAAUAUGUAUUGUAGCUUUUGGGUGUCUUACCAUUCAGGACAUUUUCUAACUUCCUAUUUAUGUCAAUAAAAUAUAUGAUAAAACAACAAUUUUACACUAACACGAACCUACAAACUACUGAACAAGGAGUUGUCACACUACAAAAGCAACACACGCGAGAACUCAUUAUUCAAAGUUUGUUAGUACAGUACAUUAAAAAGUAACACAGAAAUAUUCAGUAUAGGAAACUCAAGUAUAGCAUUUCAGUGAGUGCCACUGAUGUAUAAGACAUAUAUGUUCACUAAAUAACAGAAUAUUGUAUUAAAGUGUCCAUGUUAACCCCCAAAUGUUAACCUCAAAAUAAGUCAAUAAGUUUUAAAGAGUAUGCAACAAAUUGUCUACAUCUAUCACAACUUUUAGCAUUGUGUACUCUAUGAUCCAUUUUUUAUUGCAUUCUUGAUCUUAAAGUUAAACAAAAUUAUUGACUCGAAAUUGUUCUUCAUUUUAAAAAGUUUGUCAGCAGAAAUAUUCAAUUCUGUAACUUAGAAUACAAUAUUGUAUUUAUGGCAUUACUUAUUGGUCUACCGGGCUUCAAAUAGCCUGAUUACCUGAACAUUAUGAUAGUGACAGCCUCAUGAAAGGCCACUGAUAAUGCGCCUUGUAUGCAUUUGCAUUUGAGCAGAAGCUCAAAAGGGAAAAGCAAUUGAUAAAAUAAAUAUAUAUUAAAACAGUAAUUAGAGAUCUUGGGGCAGAAGCUCAAAAGGGAAAAGCAAUUGAUAAAAUAAAUAUAUAUUAAAAAUAUUAUAAGCAUCAUUAUUUGCUUAACAAUUUAAACCAACAUACAAAAUUAUUUAAAAUUUAAUAUUGGAAAUACAAUGUGUUAACAUUGCUGAAAUCUUUGUAUGGUUUUAUUUUCUCCUUUCGUUUACCUAUCAUUAUUGUUGUCUGUAUCUUUUUAUCAUAUUUUCUAUUUUGUUUUUUAUGGAUGGAUGAGAUAAGGAGGUAAGUCUAUGAAUUUAACUUUUAUUGCAAUAUAUAAUGAUAUUUUUGUAAGUAUUGGUAUAUUAAAAUAUAUAUGAAACCUAAAUGGAAAACCCUUCCCUUGUCAGAUAAAAAAAAGUUCAAUUUGCUGUGUUUGAUAAAAAGGUCACAUACUUUUGCCAUUUUGAGAAAAUAGCCCGUUUAGAUGUUGAAUUGCCUUUGGUGAUAUCAUUAUGUAUGAAUACAAGUACUUCAAUGCAUCCAUGCAAUAUCAAUAUACUGUAAUAACUUUUUAAUGUGCAAACCUAGAAAACACUUAUCAAACUGACUUGUCAUUGAUGGCCUUGUAUUCUAAAUUUGACAUUGCUGUUUUUAUCUUCAAAUGAUUAACAUUGAGAGAGCAGCUUAGCUCAGUCGGCUAAUCUGGUGUUAGCCACUGGGUGUGCGCUGAACCGUGGAGAUCUCUAGGUCCCUGGUUCAAUUCCCAUCGCUGCUUCUCCUUG